ACAACGUAAAUAUGGACAAUUGAGGGCAGCAAACAACCAUAACAAAGUCAACGAAAUGAUUAUUCGUGAGGACUGGCAAACUUUUUUUUCUUCACUAGGUUGCUUAUGAGACUGAUCAAUGGACAGACUUCUCAAUAUUCACACUGACCUCCCAUUGCCAGAGGAUGCAGGUGAUAAAGUUGCCAUGGUAACAGGAGAUUAUCUGUAUUAUCACUACGGAUGCGAUGGCAUUGACGACAGGGGAUGGGGUUGUGGAUAUCGCACCCUGCAGACACUUUGCUCCUGGGUGAGACUCCAACAGCAGCAGCUGAGCCUGCAGCAGGACGUCCGGCAAACUGAACCAACUCUGCAGGAGGUCCAAGAGGCCCUGGUUGCCAUGGGCGACAAGCCAUCAUCCCUUAUUGGCUCUAAGGAGUGGAUUGGCUCAUACGAAAUCUGCAUCUGCAUUGACCAUUUCUACGAUGUUCCUUGCAAGAUUCUACACGUGAGCAGAGGUGCUGAGUUGAUCAGUAAGAUUCCUGAUUUGUGGCAGCAUUUCCAAGACAUCGGAUCCCCCGUGAUGAUGGGUGGUGACUGUGAUGCAGCAUCCAAAGGCAUUAUGGGUAUUUGCAUCGGCCAACAAAAAACCUACUUAUUAGUUCUGGAUCCACACUUCUAUGGUGAUCCAUCUUUUGAUGCUCUCAGAAGUUCUUCAUACUUACUUUGGAAAGCUCUGGACUCUUUCAUGGAGAAUUCCUUCUACAACAUGUGUCUGCCCAUACUGAAGACAGCCAGGUGACUGUCACCCAUCUACAUAUAAAAGCAUUAAUUUCCACUGUCAGACGUACAGCCUUUGGUUGGAUCAGCCAUUGUCCUCGAUCUCUGCAGUGCAGUAACUUGUCAUCCGAUAUUUGUGACAGGGGGACGCAUAUGAUUUACAUUUCAAGUCCAGUUUUAUUGUUCCCCCUAGUGGCAGAUAUCCAUUUUCUGUUGUAAACAUCUAGCACAAUUUGCCUCACGUGUGAUUUACAAAGAAUCACAAGUUGGCCAACUAAAACGUUUAAAAUUUGUCAAUUCACCUUAAAAUAUUCAAUUCACGUGUUGGAUUUAAUUCGAAUUAAUCUCAGCUCUCUUUCCUAUUUUAGUUAAAAACAAACCGAUUUUCCUGAUAAAAAUGGUUGUUUUUAAAUUGUAGUUCCGUCCCCAUAAAAGGUAAAAUAUAACAUGGUUUUUGCUUUAUAAAUGUACCACACAGACUACUUCGGCCAAAUUCAGACAAAAUGUGAAAGAAAUAUUCGGACUAAGGUGAAAUAAAUUCGUAUUUUUUUAGCCGCCAACCCCUAUAAAAUGUGUCUCCGACCCUAUUGUGGAGGGUUUCUAUCUGAUAUUCUACCCUAAAUUUCAUACAAACUCAUUUUGAGACCUGGGUCUAUGCCAUUAUUUUCACAUAAAUCGGGUAUGUGGA
Molecule: messenger RNA, 1444 nt
Organism: Patiria miniata (bat star)
Lineage: Eukaryota; Metazoa; Echinodermata; Asteroidea; Valvatida; Asterinidae
Product: ufm1-specific protease 1-like
Exons: 7
Coding region: 119-778 (219 amino acids)
Source: RefSeq, a predicted model, not a curated record